UGACAACGAUGACAAAGGAGAUGCGGAGGCGAAGAUCUCAAUCUCAAUCUCAAGUUCGUGUGCCGAUAUACGCCAUGUUGAUAUGUUGUGGUGUAUAAAAUCGUGAUGAUGUUCAUGAAAUCAGAUACGUCUCACAGACUCAACAGCCAUUCCUCGAGUUCAUAGCUUUUGAAACAAGUUUGGCGCUUAGUAGUUAUUUAGAUUAACUUCCUAGUUUCUACAUCUCAGCUCACAAUCCAAGAUGAAGUUCGGUCAGUUCUCUGCGGUGCCGCUGGUGCUAGGCGGCCUUGCCAAUGCUUUCACUUACGAAAGACUCAACAAGAACGAUACUCUGCUCCUCAUUCUCGACAUGCAGGAGGGACUCUUCGGCCUGGCCCGUGAUUAUGACCAUACCGUCUUUCGGAACGCCUUGUACGCUCACGCCGCUCUUGGCAAGGCGUUCGAUUUACCAGUAGUGAUGACUUCCUCGUCCCAGUCCGGUCCUAACGGCCCGCUUCCAAACGAAUUCCUCGAAUGGUAUCCGAAUGCACCCCUUAUUCAGCGCCAAGGCGAAGUAGAUGCUUGGGAUAACCCCGAGUUUAGGGAGGCUGUCAUCGCGGCCAACAAGUCCCAGAUCAUUAUCGGAGGGAUCACUACCGACGUCUGUACGGCAUUCUUAGCGCUCUCUUUGCGCGAAGCCGGAUACACUGUCUUCGCAAACCACGAGGCGUCGGGCACCACCAGUGUGGACAUCCGGGAGAACGCGAAUGAGCGCAUGAGGGCUGCUGGCGUCCAAAUCCUUUCGUAUUUUGCCAUCUUGUGCGAGCUUAUGCGCGACUGGCGGAAUGUGCCCGGCGCAGAGCAGUUGUUCCCUGUCCUCGAUCAAUACUAUCCAGCUUACGGCAUGGUCGCUAGAGCCCACAGAGCUGCUGUCAAUAAUGGGACUGUCCUCCCAGGUGAGGAUAUCCUGCCUUAAAAAUAGGUACUUAAGGAGGUUGGAGGAUGAAUGGUAAUUGAAAAGGCUUUGCCUGUUGCUGUCGGCACUGGUGAGAGGGCUAGCAGAGAGGCUUAGAGGGGGAGGCGCAGCGCUCGAGAG
This is a messenger RNA of Annulohypoxylon maeteangense, 1075 nucleotides long. RefSeq names its product Isochorismatase hydrolase. The record is from RefSeq and is a predicted model, not a curated record. Lineage: Eukaryota; Fungi; Ascomycota; Sordariomycetes; Xylariales; Hypoxylaceae. The transcript has 3 exons. The coding region runs from base 242 to 955 and encodes 237 amino acids.